This is a messenger RNA of Diaporthe citri, 651 nucleotides long. RefSeq lists its product as uncharacterized. Bases 1 to 651 code for a protein of 216 amino acids. Lineage: Eukaryota; Fungi; Ascomycota; Sordariomycetes; Diaporthales; Diaporthaceae. The record is from RefSeq and is a predicted model, not a curated record. The transcript has a single exon.
AUGGCACAACAUCAACCACAACACCCUGUCGGCAGACAAAGCAACGUGUCGACAGCCGACUCCGCAGUGGCACUACCCACACAAAAAGACCAAAGUCCUGCGCGAGAACAACACGCAAGCGAGAAGAAGCCCCUGUACCACGACCUCCGGGACCUCAUCAGCCGGAGGCGCCGCCACUGGCUGCUCACCCGCGACAUCGAGCUGGCCCGCCCGCUCCAGCAGCAGUUCCUCGCCUUCGAGGCCGGGGUGAUGGGGGAAAUGCACGAGAUGGAGCACGAGCGCGAGGUCAAGCACCAGCUACGAGCAUCAGAGAUGCAAGGGGCCACCGGCCUCUCCAAACUGUCCUGGCAGUUGUACAAGCUCAAGAUGAAGAUCUGCGGGAAGUGGAUGCGGCACCGGCUGCAUGGGAGCUGGAAGCACAGCCGGCUGAACGCGAAGAGGAAGGAGCUGAGCGAGGAGUACGUGCGGGCGCAGAUUAGCAAGAGGCUGGAGGUUGUCAGGGAAGUUAUCUGGUAUGCGAAUGAGGAGGCUGUGGAGGAUGGUGAUGAUGGCGCUUAUGUAAGGGAUGGGAUACUGAACUAUAUCGUGACGGGGUACGACAGCAUGUUUCCUAUUUCUCGGGAUUUAGUGGUCGAUAUGACUCAGACGUGA